Molecule: messenger RNA, 1463 nt
Organism: Xiphophorus maculatus (southern platyfish)
Lineage: Eukaryota; Metazoa; Chordata; Actinopteri; Cyprinodontiformes; Poeciliidae
Gene: sirt4
Product: sirtuin 4
Exons: 4
Coding region: 93-1025 (310 amino acids)
Molecular function (GO): NAD-dependent protein lysine deacetylase activity; NAD+ binding
Source: RefSeq, a predicted model, not a curated record
UUUCCAUGUUCUAUCAGCUGGUUCUGGUUUGACAUAUUACCUAACAAAGCUGUGCACUACCGGUUACUGUGGUAACUUUACUCAUUGAAAAGAUGCGGCUGCCGCUGCGCCUCUUCCCAUUUCUCCCCGCUCCUGUCCGGACAGCCUCCUCUGUCCCUGCGGGGAAGCUGAAUUUCGUCCCCGCUUGCAGCACCGCCGAUGCCCGCUCUCUGGAGCUGCUGCAGGAUUUUGUGUCCCGAUCCAGGCGGUUGUUUGUGGUCACCGGAGCGGGUCUGUCUACGGAGUCGGGCAUCCCGGAUUACCGCUCGGAGGGUGUCGGGUUGUACGCCCGCACCGACAGGAGACCGAUGCAGCACACGGAGUUUACCCGCAGCGCCAAGUCCCGACAGAGAUACUGGGCCAGAAACUUCGUCGGGUGGCCGCAGUUCUCCUCCCAUCAGCCCAACUGUGCUCACCGGACUCUGCGGAGCUGGGAGGAGAAGGGGAAGCUGCACUGGCUCGUCACCCAGAAUGUAGACGCCCUCCACUCCAAGGCAGGACAGACACGGAUUACGGAACUCCACGGCUGCGCCCAUAGGGUAACAUGUCUUGGCUGUGGCAGCAUCACCGCGCGGGAGCAGCUGCAGAGGCGGUUUGUCUCAUUAAACCCGGAUUGGAGCGCUCAGGCAGGAGCCGUGGCUCCGGAUGGCGACGUCUUCUUAGAUGACGAGCAGGUCCUGAACUUCAGGGUCCCGUCCUGUGAGCAGUGUGGGGGGAUACUGAAGCCGGAGGUUACAUUUUUUGGAGACACGGUGGCCAAAGCAACGGUGCAAUUCGUGCAGGAGAGACUGGCAGAGGCGGAUGCAGUGCUGGUUAUCGGCUCGUCGCUGCAGGUGUACUCAGGAUACAGGGUUCUACUGGCAGCGAGCGACAAGAAGAUGCCGAUCGCCAUCCUGAACAUCGGACCCACCAGAGCAGAUCACCUGGCAGGGCUGAAAGUGAAGGGCCGCUGUAGCGAAGUUCUGUCAGUCAUCCAGCCCCUCUGACCCCACGGACAGGUUUAGAGUCGUCUCUGCUCUGCUGACUGAACUAACUCAGACGUUAGUAAUUGACCAUCAGAACGAGGUGACGUGAAAGGAUCGAUUAGAGGGCAAGCACUGCUGUCCUGUCAGCACUUUCCACACUGCUGGAGAAAAAACAAAACGGUUUCAUAAGUCCAACUUGGGUGUAACGGGAAGACUCAAACUGUGUUUGGUUUGUUUCUGUUUGACUUUGAGCUGAACAUGACGAGGAUCUGUCGCAUCUUCUCAGAGUGUACACGGUUCUUUAGAGGUGCUGCUUUAAAAUGCAACUGUUUUUAUCUAAAGUGACUUUUACUGAAAGAUAUUUGGAGAAGAGCAAGUAGCUGCAGAAGUACAACUACUUAUUUGCAAAAUGCAAUAAUUAAAAUGCAACUGCUGUCACAGUGCAAUUAAAGAUUUUAA